Molecule: messenger RNA, 1269 nt
Organism: Closterium sp. Naga37s-1
Lineage: Eukaryota; Viridiplantae; Streptophyta; Zygnematophyceae; Desmidiales; Closteriaceae
Source: the annotation of a GenBank genome assembly
AUGACUGGUUAUGAAACGCAGUUCUCUGCUGACACGGGCGCGCGGGUGGUGGCAGUGGUGGGUGCUGACGUGGUGAGCCCGUACGGCGGUGCCACGUGGGACGAAGUGAUACGACAAAUGGCUCGCAGAGUCAACUGGGUGGAACCUUCCGUGCAGCUUCUCGUCUUCUCCUCCUCCUCCCUCUCCCCCUCCUCCUCCUCCCACUCCCACUUCCUCUCUGCCGCCCAGCAAGCUGAUCUCCUCUUGGCUGUCGCCGUGAACAGUGCCGAGUCCGCUGCCCAGCUCGUCCCCACUUUUUCAACCGCCCCUGCCCGGGUGGCCUUUGACUGCCACGUGUCGCUCUCUGAGCUCACCUUGCUGGGCGGGCUGAACCCGGAAAAGUUGAACCUGCCCCAGAAGCUCGCAGCAAAAUGGGGAUGGUGGAAGGAGGGGGCGAAGGCCGUUCAGACGUACACCCUGGUUGAAUCCUGCUGGGAGCGUCGCAGUGCAGACGACAUCUGGUUCGUCAUCCUCGCUCUCGUCAAUGCCUACAUCGUCGAUGUGCCAGCUCUCCGCAACCUGCGGGCGGCAGACUCGUCCUCUCUGCAGUGCAUGGUCGGCAACUGCGGGCCUGUCAUCCUGGAAUGUUUCUUGGACGAGCAGUGCCGCACGGCUAUCAAUUGCCUCAAUGAGUGCGGACCCACUGACCAGGUGUGCAGCUAUCAGUGCAUCGUGUCAUAUGAAACCCCCAAGUUCGAAGCCUUCUCCCUCUGCGUGCUACAGAAGCACAACUGUCUCGGCAUGACAGCCGAAAUCCGCGACCGCCCCACCGUCCUCCCCCUCACACACCUUCGCGGGCAGCCUGUCACGCAUGAGCGGGCAGAAGAUAUUUUCGUCGGGUGGCUCGGGCAGCUGCCUUGGAGCUGGCGGGUUGUGGCCGGGCAGAAUGCUGCGUACGACCAGUUCCCGUGCCAGUACCAGAUAUUCUACCGAGGCAAGGCGCGAGGCUCGGUGUGGUACGACCCUGUUUUCACGAUUCGCACCCUGGAUGAACGGUCACUGUGCGCUGUUGCCACCACCACAUACACCACACACGAGUACCCUUCUCCCACACUCUCCCCUCCUUCCUCUCCCCUCACUCCUCUCCUCGCUUCACCCAUGCAGAUCCGCACCCUGGAUGGACGAUCCGCACCCUGGAUGGACGGUCACUAUGGCGCCGGCGCCACUACCGCGUGCGACGAGGGAAGGUUCCCGGAACCUUCACCUUCACAGUGCUCGAUAACGGGGUGA